GAAAAACCAAACCAAUCAUUUCACAAAACCCAUCACUCUCUACCACACAAAGCUUUAACCCUAAGCCCUUCUCCGAUCAUGCCGACCCGAAACAUAGCCAUUGGUGGAGUCCAACAAGAGAUCACUCACCCUAGCGCACUUAGAGCGGCACUCGCUGAGUUCAUCUCGACUUUGAUCUUCGUCUUCGCCGGCUCAGGCUCUGGAAUCGCUUUCAACAAGCUCACUGACAAUGGAGCCACCACUCCUUCCGGCCUUGUCUCCGCUGCCUUAGCUCAUGCUUUCGGUCUUUUCGUUGCUGUUGCAGUCGGUGCUAACAUCUCCGGUGGUCAUGUUAACCCCGCUGUUACCUUCGGUGUUUUCAUCGGUGGUAACAUCACUCUCCUCCGUGGUAUUCUUUACUGGAUUGCUCAGCUUCUUGGCUCCGUCGCCGCUUGUUUCCUCCUUAGCUUUGCCACUGGUGGCGAGCCAAUUCCAGCGUUCGGGCUCUCUGCCGGAGUCGGAUCCCUAAACGCUUUCGUCUUCGAGAUCGUGAUGACCUUUGGACUAGUCUACACCGUAUACGCCACAGCCGUUGACCCAAAGAACGGUAGUCUCGGAACAAUCGCACCAAUCGCCAUAGGUUUCAUCGUUGGAGCUAACAUCCUAGCCGGUGGAGCUUUCAGCGGAGCCUCAAUGAACCCAGCAGUUGCUUUCGGACCAGCCGUUGUGAGCUGGACAUGGACUAACCACUGGGUUUACUGGGCUGGUCCUCUCGUCGGUGGUGGACUCGCCGGAAUCAUCUACGAUUUCGUCUUCAUCAACGAAAACGAACACGAGCAAUUGCCAACCACCGAUUACUGAAAAUGUUGCUAAAAGUUUCAUGAAUUUUUCGUGAUUUGUUUUUUUAAUAUAUUUGGCAUUGUAAUGGGUUUCUGGCCGUUGGAUCUUUUAAGAUGAAUCUUUGUCUAUGUGUAUUUGGAUUUGUUAUUGGAGUUCUAAUUUUCUUGAAAUGUUCUUGUUAA
Molecule: messenger RNA, 1001 nt
Organism: Capsella rubella
Lineage: Eukaryota; Viridiplantae; Streptophyta; Magnoliopsida; Brassicales; Brassicaceae
Product: aquaporin TIP1-2
Exons: 2
Coding region: 79-840 (253 amino acids)
Biological process (GO): transmembrane transport; water transport
Cellular component (GO): plant-type vacuole membrane
Molecular function (GO): water channel activity
Source: RefSeq, a predicted model, not a curated record